Choloepus didactylus (southern two-toed sloth) is the source of this 6184-nucleotide messenger RNA. It is a transcript of the gene COL5A3, whose product is annotated as collagen type V alpha 3 chain. Gene Ontology annotation, molecular function: extracellular matrix structural constituent. Lineage: Eukaryota; Metazoa; Chordata; Mammalia; Pilosa; Megalonychidae. Bases 120 to 5375 code for a protein of 1751 amino acids. The transcript has 67 exons. The record is from RefSeq and is a predicted model, not a curated record.
UCUCCCGUGGAUCUCGAGCGGAGCCGGCCGCCGCCGGCGACUUGCACGGAGCCCGUGGAGCCCCUGCGCCCCGCAGCCGACCCGUCCGGCCACCCGCGUUGCGCGUGGGUCCUUCCCGAAUGGGGAGCCGCCCGGGCCGGGGCCAGCCGCCCGCCGGCCUCUGCCUGCUCCUGGCGGCGCUGCAGCUUCUGCUCCGGACGCAGGCCGCAGACCCCGUGGACGUGCUCAGGGCCCUGGGAGUGCGGGGGUCCCAGGCUGGGCUCCCCGAGGGGCCUGGUUUCUGUCCCGAGAGGGCCCCGCAGGGUGACCGGGCAUUCCAGAUGGGCAAGGGCAGCACGCUCGGUGUCCCCACAUCGGAGCUUUUCCCAGAUGGACACUUUCCUGAGAACUUCUCUGUGAUGAUCACUCUGCGGAGCCACCCAGCCAGCCAGUCCGUCCUUCUGUCUAUUUACGAUGAGAAGGGUGUCCGGCAGCUGGGGCUGGCUCUGGGGCCGGCUCUGGGCCUCCUAGGCAACCCUUUCAGCCCCCUCCCUCAGCAGGUCAAUCUCACAGACGGCAGGUGGCACCGUGUAGCUGUCAGUGUAGAAGGUGGGACGGCGAUUCUGGUGGCCGACUGUGAACCCCAGCCCCCCGUGGUGGGCCAGGGGCCUCGACUCAUCAGCACAGCUGGACUCACGGUGCUGGGAACCCAGGAUCCAGGGGAGGAGAAUUUUGAGGGAGAUAUUCAGGAGCUGCUGAUAUCCCCAGACCCUCAGGCCGCCUUCCAGGCCUGUGAGCUGUACCUUCCUGGCUGUGACGACCUGGACCCCCCAACCACAGGGGCUCCCCAGCGUGAGCCAGAAACCUCUUCCCCUCGACGGAAGGGGAAGGGGAAGGGGAAGAAAAAAGGACGAGGUCGCAAGGGGAAGGGCCGGAAGAAAAAAAAUAAGGAAACGAUGACCCUGGUUCCCCCUCCUGGCUUCCUGGAGAACCAGACUGCUGCUGACAUUCCUAAGACCAAGGUGCCAGCCCCAACUCUGCCUCCGACCCCCGUGUCCCCUUUGGUCAUCACCACCACUGUCACCAUUGGCCGCAAUGUCAGCAUCCUAGAGGGAGGUGUGGACCCUGACAGUGGAACUGAGCUGGGGAUAUUGGAGAAUGAUGCUUCCGUGGAGGACGGGAAAGGAGGUGGCUCCGCCAUGGGCCCCGUCUUCCGGGCAGCAGAGCAUCCAUUGAGGACCGAGUUCCAGAUCUUUCCUGGUGCUGGACAGAAGGGAGAAAAAGGAGAACCAGCAGUGAUUGAAAAGGGACAGCAGUUUGUGGGACCUCCAGGAACUCCAGGACCCCAAGGGGUGGUUGGCCCCUCAGGCCCUCCUGGCCCCCCAGGAUUCCCUGGUGACCCCGGGAUACUGGGCCCUGCUGGCCUCCCAGGGAUCCCUGGCACUGACGGGGUCCGGGGCCUCCCAGGCACUGUGAUUGUGAUGCCGUUCCAGUUUGCAAGCAGCUCCCUCAAAGGACCCCCAGUCUCCUUCCAGCAGGCCCAGGCUCAGGCAGUCCUGCAGCAGGCUCAGCUCUCCAUGAAGGGCCCACCUGGCCCAGUGGGGCUCACUGGGCGGCCAGGUCCUGUGGGUCUCCCUGGAUAUCCAGGUCUGAAGGGAGAAGCAGGAGAAAUGGGGCAACAGGGUCCCCGAGGUCUCCAGGGCCCUCCUGGACCCCCUGGCCGAGAGGGCAAGAUGGGUCGCUCUGGAGCUGAUGGGGCUCGGGGACUCCCAGGGGACACGGGGCCCAAGGGUGAUCGGGGCUUUGAUGGCCUGCCAGGGCUGCCUGGUGAGAAGGGCCAAAGGGGGGACUUUGGCCAUGUGGGGCAACCGGGUCCCCCAGGAGAGGACGGUGAGAAGGGAGCCCAUGGACCUCUAGGGCCCACUGGCCAGGCUGGGGAGCCGGGUCCCCGAGGACUGAUUGGUCCCAGGGGCUCCCCCGGUCCCCCAGGACGCCCGGGUAUAACUGGAACUGAUGGUGCCCCAGGAGCCAAAGGAAAUGUGGGUCCUCCAGGAGAACCAGGUCCUCCGGGACAGCAGGGAAAUCCUGGGUCUCAGGGACUUCCUGGUCCCCAGGGACCCAUUGGCAUUCCUGGGGAGAAGGGUCCCCUUGGAAACCCAGGGAUUCCAGGCAUCUUAGGAGCUGAUGGCCCUCCGGGUCACCCAGGCCAUGAGGGCCCCACGGGAGAGAAAGGGGCCCAGGGUCCACCAGGAUCAGCUGGUCCUCCGGGCUAUCCUGGACCUCGGGGUGUGAAGGGCACCUCUGGCAACCGGGGCUUCCAAGGGGAGAAAGGAGAGAAGGGAGAGAAUGGCUUUCCAGGCUUCAAGGGUGAGGCAGGACCUAAGGGUGACAGGGGGCACCCUGGACCCCUGGGUCCCCGGGGAGAGGAUGGCCCGGAAGGGCUGAAGGGGCAGGCAGGGCUGGCUGGCGAGGAGGGUCCUCCAGGCUCAUCUGGGGAGAAGGGCAAGCUUGGGGUGCCGGGUCUGCCUGGUUAUCCGGGUCGCCCAGGUCCUAAGGGAUCUCUCGGAUUUCCCGGGCCCUUGGGGCCAUUAGGAGAGAAAGGGAAGCGAGGGAAGGCAGGGCAGCCAGGACAGGAAGGAGAGCGGGGACCCCCAGGCUCCCGUGGAGAGAGGGGACAGCCAGGUGCCACGGGGCAGCCAGGCCCCAAGGGAGACGUGGGCCAGAACGGGGCCCCUGGCAUCCCUGGAGAAAAGGGUCCCCUCGGUCUGCAAGGCGCUCCUGGAUUCCCUGGGCCAAAGGGUCCCCCUGGCCCCCAGGGGAAAGAUGGACUACCCGGGCACCCCGGUCAGAGAGGAGAAUUGGGUUUUCAAGGUCAGACAGGGCCGCCUGGGCCAGCCGGUGUGGUGGGGCCUCAGGGAAAGACAGGAGAAGCGGGGCCUCUGGGCGAGAGGGGACCCCCAGGCCCCCCGGGACCUCCUGGUGAGCAAGGCCUUCCGGGUCUGGAAGGCAGAGAAGGGGCCAAGGGGGAACUGGGAGCGCUGGGACCACUUGGGAAGGAAGGGCCACCCGGGCCCAGGGGAUUCCCUGGCCCCCAAGGACCCCCAGGGGACAUAGGACCUACUGGUUUGAAGGGUGACAAGGGCCCCCCAGGGCCCAUUGGGGCCAACGGCUCCCCUGGCGAGCGGGGCCCUUUGGGCCCGACAGGAGGCAUUGGGCUUCCUGGUCAAAGUGGAGGCCAAGGCCCUGUUGGCCCUGCAGGAGAGAAGGGGUCUCCAGGUGAACGUGGCUCCCCUGGCCCCACUGGCAAAGAUGGGAUCCCAGGGCCCCUGGGGCUUCCGGGACCCCCGGGGGCUGUCGGGCCUUCUGGCGAGGAAGGGGACAAGGGGGAAAUGGGCAAUCCGGGCCACAAGGGCAGCAGAGGAGAUAAGGGGGAUGCGGGCCCACCUGGACCAACAGGGAUACAGGGUCCUGUGGGACACCCAGGCUCCCCGGGAGCAGACGGGGCUCAGGGACGCCGGGGACCCCCAGGCCUCUUUGGGCAGAAAGGGGAUGAUGGAGUGAGAGGCUUCGUGGGAGUGAUUGGACCCCCUGGUCUGCAGGGGCUUCCAGGACUUCCUGGAGAGAAGGGGGAUGUUGGUGAUGUAGGGGCCAUGGGUCCCCAUGGAGCUCCAGGCCCUCGGGGUCCCCAUGGUCCCAGCGGAUCAGAGGGCCCUCCAGGGCUGCCUGGAGGAGUUGGGCAGCCAGGCCCCGUGGGCGAGAAGGGUGAACCAGGGGAGGCCGGUAACCCAGGACCCCCAGGAGCUCCAGGCAUCCCAGGGCCCAAGGGAGAAAUUGGUGAAAAGGGGGAUACAGGCCCAUCUGGGGCUGCCGGACCUCCGGGUAAAAAAGGACCCCCUGGAGAGGAUGGAGCCAAAGGGAAUGUGGGCCCCAUAGGGCUCCCAGGAGAUCUUGGACCACCAGGAGAUCCUGGAGUUUCGGGUGUAGAUGGUUCCCCAGGGGAGAGGGGAGACCCUGGUGAUGUUGGGGGACCGGGUCCACCUGGUGCUUCUGGGGAACAGGGGCCCCCUGGGCCCCCUGGCAAGAGGGGUCCUGCAGGCCACAUGGGUCGAGAAGGCAAAGAAGGGGAGAAAGGUGCCAAGGGGGAGCCAGGCCCUGAUGGGCCCCCAGGGAGGACAGGCCCAGUGGGGGCUCGAGGGCCUCCUGGACGUGUGGGGCCUGAGGGUCUUCGAGGGAUCCCUGGUCCUGUGGGCGAACCAGGGCUUCUGGGACCCCCUGGACAGAUGGGCCCCCCCGGCCCCCUGGGACCCUCUGGCCUCCCGGGGCUGAAGGGAGAUGCUGGCCUCAAGGGGGAAAAGGGUCACAUUGGAUUAAUUGGCCUUGUUGGUCCCCCUGGGGAGGCUGGCGAGAAAGGGGAUCAGGGGUUGCCAGGCGUGCAGGGGCCCCCUGGCCCCAAGGGAGACCCCGGUCCCUCUGGGCCCACCGGCUCUGUGGGCCACCCUGGGGCCCCAGGCGUGGUGGGCCCUCUGGGACAGAAGGGUUCAAAGGGAUCCCCGGGAUCCCUCGGCCCCCGUGGAGACACUGGACCCCCAGGCCCCCCUGGGCCUCCGGGUUCCCCUGCAGAGCCACCGGAGCUGCGCCGACGACGUCGGCGGUGGGCCCCGGUCCCGGGGGUGCCGCAGGUCCUGGAGGGCGGCCUGGAGGAGGUGCUGGCCUCGCUCACGUCGCUGAGCUUGGAGCUGGAGCAGCUCCGGCGCCCCCCGGGCACGGCUGAACGCCCGGGCCUGGUGUGCGGGGAGCUGCACCGCAACCACCCGCACCUGCCGGAUGGGGAAUACUGGAUUGACCCUAACCAGGGCUGCGCGCGGGAUGCGCUCAGGGUUUUCUGCAACUUCACGGCUGGAGGAGAGACCUGCUUGUACCCCGACAAGAAGUUUGAGACCGUGAAACUGGCAUCCUGGUCCAAGGAAAAACCGGGAAGCUGGUAUAGCACAUUCCGACGAGGGAAGAAGUUCUCCUACGUGGACGCCGAGGGGUCUCCGGUGAACGUGGUACAGCUGGCCUUCCUGAAACUGCUGAGUGCCACAGCCCGCCAGAGCUUUACCUACUCCUGCCAGAACUCGGCUGCCUGGCUGGACGAGGCCUCAGGUGACCACAGCCACUCCAUCCGCUUUCUCGGGGCCAAUGGGGAGGAGUUGUCCUUCAACCAGACAGCAGCGGCCAUCAUCAACGUCCCCCAUGAUGGCUGCAAGCUACGGAAGGGACAGGCGAAGACGGUCUUGGAGUUCACAUCUUCCCGAGUGGGGUUUCUGCCCCUGUGGGACGUGGCAGCUGUUGACUUUGGCCAGACGAAUCAGAAGUUUGGGUUUGAGCUGGGCCCUGUCUGCUUUAGCAGCUGAGAGUCACUGGGGUGGGAGGGACAGUGAGGGAGCCCCCACUGGGGUACAUUUGGUGCUGAGAUCGAAGCCACCGUAUUUAUAUCUCCUGUGACUGGGGAACCAGGGCACGGUCUGCUCAUCACAUUCCAAAAAUAUUCCUUCUCCCAUCCAGGGGACUGGGGGCUGGACUCUUCUGGCCCAGGGUUAGGGUGGCAUAGCUGUAGUUUGGUUCUCUCUCCCCUUCAUCCCCACCCAGCCCUCGACUCCCCAUCCCCAAACCCUUGUGUAAUGAACUUCGAACUCAAAACAAGUGAAUGUCCCCCACCAUGCCUCCCAGCCCCCCUGCCUGCCUCAGUCAGUGCCCUUGGUGCUACCCCAUCCCCCCUAUAGUUAAGCACUGGAUGUCUCCUGAUCCCGCCCCCCACCCCCUCCCCAGGCCGAAACCCCUUCACUCAUUCCGGUUCCCAUGAGGGUUUCCAGUGAAGGGACUGAUGUCAGACUACAGAGGGAAGUGGGACUUCCCUUGACUGAGCUGUGUCAACCCAGCUCUGAAUGCUACUCCCCCAUCCCCCACAUCUCCCCGAGCUCACCUUGCCAUGCCAGGUGGUUUAGGAAACUAGAGAGUGGGGUUGAAUCAGGAUCCUAAUGGUGCUACCCUAUUUAUACCUGGGUUUGUAUUAAAAGGGAAAAUCCCCUCUGUUGUAUAUUUAAUCUGCUUUCUCCUUAGGGAGGGCUGGGAUAUGAUGAGAGAGAUUCCAGCAUGCUCCCCCACCCCGGGGCCAUAGGGCACAAAUGACAUCUCAAGUCUGACAAUAAACCAGUGAACUGUG